CCCCUCCCCGCCACAGCGCGCCGCCGCGCCCUGGAUCUACCUGCGCCGCCGUCAGCAAGGUCUGGAUGUCCCCAUGGCCGUCUCCUUCUCUUUACCUCCCCCAGGUCCCACUCCUGCCGCCGUCGCCUAGAUCCCGAGCCCCCCACAGCGUGCUCCUCCUCCUGCCAACGUAGCCCAGGCUCAGAGAUCAGCGUUCCCCCCUGCCCCCGCCAGAUGCUUCUCCAUAGUCGACGACUCUGCCGCCCCUGCUUCCGGGUUUUCCGCCCUGACCAAACUGAAAUGUUGGCUCCUAUAGAAAAUUCUAAUUUGGUUGUUAAAUACUUUCCUCUAAAAUUUUUUGGUUGUUAUAUUUGGAUAACUGAAUCUCGAGGGAAAAAAAGGACAACAACAGUGUUCGGCCCUCGUGGUUUGUUGGCGCCGGAACAAGAAAAACAACAUUCUUGAGGACCUACAAACCAGCCCAUCGAAAGGGACGCGCACUCUCGUGCAGAUUUUGCGAUUGCCUUCUGCCUGCACACCGCAACCACCCUCUCUUGAUAUACUGCCACCGGACAGCAUCACUUCCACAAGCAAAUGGCGCCGGUGAAGGUGUUCGGGCCGGCCGCGUCGACGAACGUGGCGAGGGUGCUCGUCUGCCUGGAGGAGGUGGGCGCCGAGUACGAGCUUGUCGACAUCGACUUCCCCGGCAAGGGGCAUAAGCGCCCUGAGCACCUCGCCAGGAAUCCGUUUGGGCAGGUCCCAGCUUUUCAAGAUGGCGAUCUCAUCCUCUUCGAGUCACGCGCCAUUGCUAAAUACGUGCUUCGCAAAUACAAGUCGGAGCAAGUGGACUUGUUGAGGGAGAGCAAUCUGGAGGAAGCUGCCAUGGUAGACAUAUGGACAGAGGUCGAAAUACAUCAAUACCACCCGGCCCUCUCACCGAUCGUGCUGGAGUGCUUCAUAUACCCGACCUUACGCGGUCUUCCCACGAAUCAAAGGAUUGUGGACGAAAGCUUGGUGAAGGCGAAGAAGGUUCUAGAAAUCUAUGAAGCCCACCUGUCCAAACACAAGUAUUUAGCCGGUGAUUUCGUCAGCUUUGCAGAUCUGAACCAUUUCGCGUGUACUUUCUACCUCAUGGAUGCGACGCCUUAUGCGUCUCUGUUCAACUCCUACCCUCACGUGAAAGCGUGGUGGGAGGAUCUGAUGUCCAGGCCGUCCAUGAAGAAGCUCGGUGCAGGUAUGACCACGAGGGUUUAGCUACAAGCAAUUGCACGAAUCAUAUGCUGCUUCUGGUUUGAAUUUCUUCUCCUCCGCAUUGUGGCAACAUCGAAUGAUUUGAAGGUUCACUUGUGUAAUCCCACGCGCACCUCGGCUCUCACUCAAUCUUCACAAGCUAUACUUUGUAGUAUGACUCAGUUUGCGCUCCAGUUUGUUUCUUAGUGUUCAAAUCCAUGCUAUGAAAUUCAGUAAAAAAAAUGAUGCGUGUGUCGAAUGUGUAAAAUA
Molecule: messenger RNA, 1479 nt
Organism: Aegilops tauschii subsp. strangulata
Lineage: Eukaryota; Viridiplantae; Streptophyta; Magnoliopsida; Poales; Poaceae
Product: probable glutathione S-transferase GSTF1
Biological process (GO): glutathione metabolic process
Cellular component (GO): cytoplasm
Molecular function (GO): glutathione binding; glutathione transferase activity
Source: RefSeq, a predicted model, not a curated record